Molecule: messenger RNA, 1959 nt
Organism: Punctularia strigosozonata HHB-11173 SS5
Lineage: Eukaryota; Fungi; Basidiomycota; Agaricomycetes; Corticiales; Punctulariaceae
Exons: 4
Coding region: 35-1885 (616 amino acids)
Source: RefSeq, a predicted model, not a curated record
CUCGGCCUUGCUGGGCUCCCCACUCCCAAGAAUAAUGGUCAUCAGCCUUUCUGACGCCACAUGUGCGGACUCCGGGUACGAUCUUGUGGAGCUCAAGAAGCGGGUCGAAGAGGUCGAGCGGGAAUGGUGGUCAAUGGAUCCCGUUGCAGAGGGCCUCCCAAGAGUAACCUGGAUGUUCGAGGACGUGAACGCCCAGCAUGCAGAGGGGGGAGCGGGGCCGUGGGCCCCAGAGGCGGUCGAGGGUUCCCCGCAAGAGACGUUCGACCACAUCUUCCGGCGCUUCCGCGUUCAGGCGAACAAGAAGUACCGUCACCCGUUCAAGCCCGCGCUCAACUUUGAUAUCAUCCGCGACCCAGGCGUUCAAGCGGGGGUCAACGAUGAGAAAGGCGAAGGCGCGUCCGAACCGCUCCGCAUCGCGUUCGGCGACGCGUCGAAUUACACCGGCCAGCAGGUCCUCGACCUUUUCGGCGGGAGCACGACACUCACGUACGUUCGCCACGACGACCAGGACGACGCAGACCACAAAAUGGGUCCGCUCUCGUUCCGUCCUUGGGACCGCAAACUGCCCCCAUGGUGCACGACUCCCCCUCAUUGGAUUCCUCCCGCCGUUCCGCCAGGUUAUGGUCACGACGCACUCACGGACGUGUCAGACGAGUCACAAUACGUUUGGCGCGCAGUGCCGACGCUCACCCUCCCGGGACUGGGGAGAAAUCUACUUCCUUCGGCCACGUCCCCGUCCCUCAUCGUAUCCCACGUAUUCGUCGUCGCGUCUGCGACAGGAAAAUGCCCUACGCUUCGAGUAGAACUCGGAUCCGACCACGUAGCGGAAAAGGACAAGCGCGCGCCGACGGCGCUCACCAUGCGAGCCAUACGGACCCACCUGCUCGGACGCUGGAUCCACGCGUCCACUAGCGCUCUGGCGACGAAGGCGUCCAACGGCGAUAACGACGAAUUGGCUGAACGCCCAGCGAAGCGUGCUCGCCCGGAGCCAAGUUUGGACAGGAUAGGGAUCGCAUGGGGCUACGAGCCCAGCACGCGCCGGUUAUAUUGCGUUACACUGACCAACGAGGAGUUCGUAGUCGACCUGUCCAUCAAAGCCUCCGAAACGUCUUCCAAGUCGGUCGCCAAUGCUGACUGUCAAAACGAAGGACGGGCGGUCAUGCGUUGCGAGUGGAUUGGACCGGUGAGCUUAAGUGUGGACAGAAGGGCGAUAGCUACCAGGAACGAGUUCAAUGGUUCCUGUCUCAACGAAGAGAGCGAAGAAGCGUACAAUUCAUGGCUCGACACAUUCUAUGGAAGGAUCAGGGCAUUUCGCGCUUCAAACGAUCCCUUCGUAAUAGAGUUGCACGACACGGAUUGCUUCGUCGCGGGAUGCCUAAUGCUUGGCCCUCCUUAUCACGGGUUCCACUGCACAGUAGAAGCCGCCAAGGCAGGUUCAUGGUUAGUCACAGACGUCAACGAGUACUCCACCUCUCGAUACGAAGAGGAGGGCCGAGACGAAAACGGACACGUCCCCAGGGCCCUAUUGACACACUCGGGCAGCACGGAGAGCGAACUCCAGGAUAUUGCUUGGGAAGAAGUCGCCUCUUUCUCCGUCUUUGGCGUUUGGUUCCUCCAUAGUUUGAACGAGCUUCAGAGGAUUGCCUUUGAAUCCCGGGAUUUGGAACAAGCUCUUGAAACCAUCGCCCAUGGGGCAUUCGAGUGGGGGGAAAGGUUACCAGAUGGUAUUGUUGUGCACGAAGACCUAGAUGACGAAACACGCUACAAAAUCCUUGGCAAGAAGGUUGCCGGCGUGUGGGUGCAGCUGAAGGUUAUAUGUACAGGAGAGCUAGCUCAUUCAAAUGUUGUAUCGCAGGACUCGGAUGAGGAAGGAACCCAAAUGUGAGAUUUUGGCGAUCCUGUUUAGCACAUGCUACACGUAGACUCGGUUGCGUGUAGGGUCGAUACAUGCUAUUUUCC